Messenger RNA from Lindgomyces ingoldianus, 1158 nucleotides. RefSeq names its product mitochondrial tricarboxylate transporter-like protein. Bases 280 to 1158 code for a protein of 292 amino acids. The record is from RefSeq and is a predicted model, not a curated record. Gene Ontology annotation, biological process: mitochondrial citrate transmembrane transport. Lineage: Eukaryota; Fungi; Ascomycota; Dothideomycetes; Pleosporales; Lindgomycetaceae. The transcript is spliced from 8 exons.
UUCUGCAAAGAAACUUCUUUUUUCUUUUUUUUUUUUCUUAGGUUGGCUUGCAAAACUGGCUCUGGGAAUAUAAUUAGGGCUAUCCACCUUUCCAUUCCUCCCGUCUCCGCCUAACGCGACUGCACUCUUGUCCUUCCCCGUUCAAUUGAGGCAAUUGCUGCUUCCGGAAUAGAAUCACGCGAUAUCCCACAAUUCGCAGGGAGUCUAGUAUCUGGCUUUCAGAGUGCUUCACGCACGAUUCAAUCCCCCGUGCGGGGAGUCUAAAUCACCGUGGCGGCUAUGGCCUCAGAGAAAAAGAAGCCAAGCUCCACGCGCUCAAUCCUCGCCGGCGCAACCGCAGGAGCAGUAGAAAUAUCAAUAACAUACCCUGCAGAAUUCGCAAAGACCAGAUCACAGCUUAAUCGACGGUUGCCGGAUGGUCAGAAGCUCCCCUGGCCGCCGUUCGGAAAACAAUGGUACGCAGGGUGUACAACGCUGAUAAUUGGGAAUUCGUUGAAGGCAGGAAUACGAUUUGUUGCCUUCGACGCAUACAAAUCGCUACUGGCAGACGCCGAGGGUAAAGUCUCAGGCCCAGCAACCGUAAUAGCAGGAUUCGGCGCAGGAGCUACAGAAUCACUACUAGCAGUAACACCGUUUGAGAGUAUCAAAACACAGCUCAUCGAUGACCGUAAAUCGGCAAAGCCUCGUAUGCGGGGCUUCCUCCACGGAUCCAGGAUAAUAGCAAGAGAAAAGGGCAUUCGUGGUUUCUUCCAGGGCUUCGUACCAACGACGGCACGGCAAGCAGCGAAUUCGGCGGUGCGGUUUUCAAGCUAUACCGCGCUGCGGCAGGUGGCGCAGGGGUAUGUGGCCCCUGGUGAGAAACUGGGGGCUUUAAGUACGUUCGGCAUUGGAGGUAUGGCGGGCGUGAUAACAGUCUAUACUACGAUGCCGUUGGACACUGUGAAGACGCGCAUGCAAUCCCUCGAAGCGCGCUCCCUCUACAAAAACAGUUUCCACUGUGCAGCCCGCAUCUUCAAGGAAGAAGGGCUACUCACCUUCUGGGCGGGCGCCGUUCCACGUUUAGGACGCCUGAUCCUGAGUGGCGGGAUCGUUUUUACUAUGUACGAGAAGUCCAUGGAGUUGAUGGAUCGGUUGGAUCCCGAGGGGCGGUAUAUAUGA